GGUUGCGUGAGCAAGAGAGGAUCCCGGAGCAGACACACAGGGGUGAGAUGCGUGCUCUUUUUAUUAGUGAUCACAAAAGUGUGGCGAGGGCUGGUGACUUGGCUCGGGGUAGUUGAGCUGGCGUGAGGCAAGGGAGCUCGGAGGGAGACAGGCGUGGAAUCCGACAAGGGGCGCGCAGAGAACAGGUCCUGGAGCGAGAGAAAAAAACAAGUCGUGAGCCGGUGAUCAGAGGAACGUAUCUAAGCAAUGCGAGAAACAACUGACGGUGGAACCAGACGAGUUGAUCGGGCGACGAGGUGGAGCGUCUGCUUGGCUUUUAAGGCUGGCUGAUGUUAAUUGCCCUCAGGUGUGGCCGCUCCACUCGUCUGACCUGUAAUCAAGUAAAAACAUGCACACCUGCUGGAGGUGGGCAUGUCUCAAAAGGAAGGGGAAGAGGACCUAACAGGACCCCCCCCCCUACGGGCGCCACCUGGCGCACGACGAAGAGCCCCGGGAUGGGCACGGUGGAAAUCCCGGAUGAGCACGCGGGACAACACCCACCGGGCCGGGAUCCAGGACCGCUCCUCCGGGCCAUAGCCCUCCCAGUCAACCAGGUACUGGAGCCCCCGGCCACGGCGGCGAACAUCCAGAAGCCGCUCCACCCUGUAGGCCGGAUGCCCGUCGACCGACAGAGGCGGUGGAGGGGGCGGAACAGGGGGGGCCAACGGACUUGUGGAAACCGGCUUGACGUGGGAGACAUGGAACGUGGGGUGCACCCGGUAAUGAGCAGGGAGCCGAAGACGCACUGCGUUGGGGUUUACCACCUUGAUGACCUCAAAGGGGCCUACGAACCGGGGGGUGAGCUUCGCCGACUCAGUCUUCAGCGGCAAGGACUUCGAAGAGAGCCACACCUUUUGACCAACCGUAUAGGCCGGCGCAGGUGUGCGGCGGCGGUCAGAUUGGGCGCAUGACUUCUCGGAGGCCCGUAGGAGCGCGGAGCGUGCCUGUUCCCAAACCCUGGAGCAACGAUUGAUAUGCGUCUGGACCGACGGAACCGCAAUGUCUUGUUCCUGCGUGGGAAACAAUGGAGGUUGGUAGCCCAAGGAGCAGAGGAAUGGGGACAUACCGGAGGAGGCGUUUGGCAGAGAGUUGUGCGCAUAUUCUAUCCACGGAAGCUGGUCGCUCCAGGUGUUAGGACGGGCCUGUGUGGUACAGCGGAGGGCCGCUUCGAGCUGCUGGUUCGUGCGCUCGCAUUGCCCGUUUGUUUGAGGGUGGUACCCCGACGACAGACUCACCCCGAUACCCAGUGCAGUGCAAAAUGCUCUCCAGACCUGAGAUGUGAAUUGCGGUCCUCGGUCGGAGACAAUGUCUGCUGGGAUGCCGUGUAAGCGGAAUACAUGGUGAGUGAGCAAGUCUGAAGUUUCCUUGGCCGAGGGAAGCUUGCGAAGGGGGAUGAAAUGGGCUGCCUUGGAGAAUCUGUCUACCACGGUGAGAAUGACUGUGUUACCUCUGGAAGGGGGGAGACCGGUGACAAAAUCCAGAGCGAUGUGUGACCAAGGGCGGCUUGGAAUUGGUAAGGGGCGGAGGAGUCCAGAGCUGGGCUUGGUGGAAGUUUUGCUGCGGGCGCAAACUGUACAGGCGAGGACAAAUGACCUUGUGUCUUCCGACAUGGAUGGCCACCAAAACCGCUGGCGCAGCACGGCGAGUGUCCGUCUGAUGCCGGGGUGGCAGAAGAGGCGGGACGAGUGUGCCCACUCCAGCACCUGGGAACGUAGGGACUCGGGAACAAAGAGAUCAGACUGAGGGCCCUCUCGGGGGUCCGGGUGCUCACCGUGGGCUUCCUUCACCAUUCCCUCGAUCUCCCACUCCAUCGAAGCAAGGAAACAGGUCUGUGGGAGGAUGGGUGCGGGCUCUUCCCUUGGUUCGCUGGCCUGGAACUGACGUGAAAGGGCAUCUGGCUUGGUGUUUUUUGAACCUGGGAUGUAAGACAGAGUAAAGUUGAAACGGGAGAAAAACAUGGCCCACCUCGCCUGUCGUGGAUUUAGUCGCUUGGCUGACUUCAGGUAUUCGAGGUUCUUGUGAUCAGUUAACACAAGGAAGGGUUGCGAUGUUCCCUCCAGAUGGUGGCGCCAUUCCUCCAAGGCCAACUUGACUGCCAGGAGUUCUCUGUCUCCGAUGGUGUAAUUGCGCUCUGCAGGAGACAGUUUGCGGGAGAAGAAGGCGCAUGGGUGAACCUUACCAUCGGCAGGCCUCCGUUGUGACAGCACUGCCCCCACGCCCGUCUCUGAAGCGUCAACCUCUACAAUGAACUGAAGCGAUGGGUUAGGAGGGGCCAAUAUAGGUGCCGAAGUGAAACGGGCCUUGAGGUCACUGAAAGCGGAGCCGGCAGGAUCAGACCAAUGGAAUUGUGUGGCGGUAGAGGUGAGGGCUGUGAGGGGAGCUGCAAUCCUGCUGUAAUUUCGGAUGAACCUUCUGUAAUAAUUGGCGAAGCCGAGAAAGCGCUGGAGCUGCUUUCUGUCAGAGGGGCGUGGCCAUUCCAGGACUGCCUUAACUUUCGCUGGGUCCAUUCGCAAUUGGCCCUUGCCAACGAUGUAGCCAAGAAAUGUGGUCUCGUUGACAUGAAACUCACAUUUCUCAGCCUUUACAAAGAGUCUGUUCUCGAGAAGACGUUGGAGAACUUUAUGGACAUGAUCUUUGUGUUCAGAGGGGGUGCGUGAGAAUAUCAGGAUGUCAUCAAGGUAGACCACCACAAAUCUGUUGAUGAAGUCUCGGAGGACGUCAUUAACCAAGUUCUGAAAAACUGCAGGGGCGUUAGUGAGGCCAAAAGGCAUGACCAAAUAUUCAUAAUGCCCCAGGGGCGUAUUAAAUGCAGUUUUCCACUCGUCCCCCUCUCUGAUGCGGACGAGGUGAUAAGCGCUGCGCAGGUCGAGCUUUGUGAAAAUCGUAGCACUAUGGAGGGGGGUGAAAGCGGAGUCCAUGAGUGGAAGAGGGUACCUAUUCUUGAUGGUGAUGUCGUUUAGGGCUCGGUAGUCGAUGCAGGGCCGCAGGCCACCAUCCUUCUUGCCUAUGAAAAAGAAGCCUGCGCCGACCGGGGAGGAGGAGGGACGGAUGGUGCCAGUGGCCAGGGAUUCGGAGAUGUACUUCUCCAUCGCCUCCCUCUCCGGUUGUGAGAUGUUGAAUAGCCGACCCUUGGGCAGAGCAGCACCAGGAAGGAGGUCGAUGGCGCAGUCGUACGGACGAUGCGGAGGGAGCGACAUCGCACGAUCCUUACUAAAAACCUGCCAGAGCUCGUGGUAGCAUUCCGGGACAGUUGAGAGGUCUGGUUGCUCCAGCUUCUGAGCGGGACAGGAUGGCACUAGAGCAGAUUUGAGACAGUUAAUGUGGCAGAACGGACUCCAAGCGGUUACCUUGGGAAGGGACCAGUCUAUGGUGGGAUUAUGUUUCUUGAGCCAAGGUAACCCAAGGACCAAGGGUGUGCGGGGACUCACAAAGACUAGGAAAGUGCUCACCUCUUGGUGGUUGCCUGACAGGAGCAGCUUGAUGGCCUCAGUUUUCUGAUCCACACUGAAGAGGAGCUGCCCGUCGAGUGCAGUGGUCCUCAAUGGCACGGGGAGCGGGUGCGUAAUCAGCCCUAGUUGUGCCACGAGCUCUUGAUCAAUAAAGUUCUCGUCUGAACCGCAAUCAACUAGGGCAUCUACCGAGCGUGACUGGCCCCGCAAAGAGAGGGUAGCUGUGAGCUGCAACCGACCCGAGGAGUUGUGUGACAUGUGGCUUACAAGUAGCGUCUCUACUGGUGAACCUGGACGCACUGGGCAGCUACGCAGAAAAUGACCACUUUUCCCACAGUAAAUACACAAGCGUGCGUCAAACCUACGCAUGCGCUCCUCCCGAGACAGCCUGAUGCGCCCCAGUUGCAGUUGCUCGGCGUCUACAGCAGGGGGCGAUAUCGCGGGUGCAGCGCCUGUGGCCUGGAGAGGAAGUUGACGUGGAGCUGGCCGACGGAAGACAGUGGAGGGGGGAGGCAUGGUGGUUAACUGUGUGCUAUGCUCUCUCUGACGUUCGCGUAAACGAUUGUCAAUAUUGAUGGAAAGUUUUAUGACAGCGUCCAAGGAAGAUUGUGCAUCACGGGCUGCCAAUUCAUCUUUGAGGCGUUCAUUAAGACCGCGGACGAACACCUCCUGCAGCGCCUCGUCAUUAAAGCGGCUUUCAGCCGCUAACGUCCGGAACUCAACUGCGAACUCGGCGACGCUCCGAGUCCCCUGGUGAGCAGACAAGAGCCGCUUGGCGGCUUCUUUUCCACGGACUGGAUGAUCGAAUAUUUUCCUCAUUUCCUCCGUGAAACGAGGAUACGUGGCACAUACCGGCGAACCACUCUGCCACACUGAGCACGCCCAAUCCAACGCGGUGCCCCGCAAACAGCCAAUGAGAGAGAGUGCGCCAACUUUGUCAAAGUGCUGCAGCCGUUCAACCAGACUCACCUUUACGUGUGUGGAACGGGAGCAUUUCACCCUGUAUGUUCCUACCUGGAGGUCGGCAAGAAAUUAGAGGACAACAUUUUCAGACUCCUGCCUCACACUGAGAACGGUAGAGGAAAAAGUCCUUACGAUCCAAAGCUGCUCACCGCGUCCAUGCUGAUUGAUGGGGAAUUGUACGCCGGUACAUCGGCUGAUUUCAUGGGACGUGACUUUGCCAUAUUCCGCACCCUUGGAAAACAUCAUCCAAUCAGGACAGAGCAGCAUGAUUCCCGCUGGCUCAAUGAUCCCAGGUUCGUAGGUGUCCAUCUGAUUCCAGAGAGCGACAACCCCGAGGACGAUAAAAUCUACCUGUUCUUCAGAGAGAACGCCAUUGAUGGAGAGCACGCCGGGAAAGCCACACACGCUCGAAUUGGCCAGCUGUGCAAAAAUGACCUCGGGGGGCACAGGAGUCUGGUAAAUAAGUGGACCACCUUCUUAAAGGCUCGUCUCGUCUGCUCAGUGCCAGGAAAUAAUGGGAUUGAGACACAUUUCGAUGAACUACAGGAUGUUUUUCUCAUCAGCACCAAGGAUCCCAAGAGCCCAAUCAUCUAUGCGGUUUUCACCACAUCCAGCAACAUCUUCAAAGGUUCCGCUGUAUGCAUGUACAGCAUGACUGACAUCCGCAGAGUCUUUCUGGGUCCUUACGCUCAUAGAGACGGACCUAACUAUCAGUGGGUGCCCUACCAGGGGCGAGUGCCUUAUCCACGGCCAGGCACAUGUCCCAGCAAAACGUUCGGAGGAUUCGGCACAACCAAAGACCUUCCCGAUGAAGUUGUAGUCUUUGCCCGAAGCCACCCGGCCAUGUUUAAUCCCGUCUACCCGAUUAACAACAGACCGAUCAUAGUUCGAACCGACGUGGACUAUCAGUUUACUCAGAUUGUGGUGGAUAAAGUCGAAGCAGAAGAUGGCCAGUAUGACGUCAUGUUCAUUGGAACCGAUAUAGGAACGAUUCUGAAAGUGGUAGCCAUCCCAAGAGGCUCGUGGCAUGACCUGGAAGAAGUUCUUCUGGAGGAAAUGACUGUCUUCAGGAAGCCAACAGCCAUUACAGUGAUGGAGCUUUCAACAAAACAGCAACAAUUGUACCUGGGCUCAGACAUGGGUGUGUCCCAGAUGCCUUUGCAUCGCUGUGAGGUUUAUGGAAAGGCCUGCGCUGAAUGCUGUCUAGCAAGGGACCCCUACUGUGCAUGGGAUGGUACCGAGUGCUCCAGAUAUUUUCCCAUGGCAAAAAGGAGAACCAGGAGACAAGAUAUCAGGAACGGAGACCCUCUUACACAAUGUUCAGAUCUGCAACAGCACGAUGAACUUAGCGAGCAGAAAACCCUGGAAGACAAGAGCGUCUACGGCGUGGAGAACAGCAGCACCUUCCUGGAGUGCAGCCCCAAGUCGCAGCGAGCGUUAACUUACUGGCAGUUUCAGCGCUCUUCUGAUGAGCGAAAACAGGAGAUGAAAUCAGAAGACCGUUUUGUCCGCACAGAGCAAGGUCUUCUGAUCCGCACGCUCAACAAAAAAGAUUCUGGCAUUUAUCUAUGCCAGGCGGUGGAGCACGGCUUCAUGCAGACACUCCUGAAAGUGACUUUAGACGUGAUCGACGCUGAGCGCCUGGAAAAUCUGCUGCACGGCGACGACGAAACCGCCGCCAACGCAUCGGUCCAGGAACUCCUACCGCUCCGGGACGGGGCCAAUCCCAAACUUUGGUACCGAGACUUCUUAUCUUUGGUUAACCACCCGACUCUGAACAGUGUGGACGAGUUCUGCGAGCAGGUUUGGAAGCGGGAGCGCAAGCACAAGAAACAGAAAGCUCACUUGGUACAGCAGAAAUCGACGCUGAACGUCCACAACCACCCGCACAAUCAAGGCCUGUCGGUCAAGUGGAAACACCUGCAAGAACGGCAAAAGGGGCGUAACCGCAGGACCCACGAGCUGGAGCGGGCCCCCCGCAGUGUCUGACCCGAAAACACUGUCUAAAAGCACAUCCCAGAAUCUCAUUCUCCCUCAUGGCUGUUCGCGUGAACUGAGCUACAGACUCCUUAUUUCUCAAAUGCGUAUUUCUUCCUCCCCAAAACGCCUUCUGCUACAUGGCAUACACCAGCGGAUCUGCCAAGUUGUGUCACGGCGGACUGUCGGUGGGGUGUUAUCGCAGCUGCAUUGGGACAGUAUCAAAUAGCACAAAAAGUAACCGCACAAACCCGCCUCAUAGACACCCGGUGGUUUUGUGGGUUUACAAAACUGAUAAUUCACCGUUGCGACUAAACCGACAGAGCACAAGAUGUCAGACCGAGCACUGAACGGCAUCGGGAGCGACGCAACGACACCGCAAACAUGUAGCUAAAAAAUAUGUAAAUAUUGUAUGACAUGCUAAAAGGGAGUGUUUCACAUUUUUUCCAUGUCGUUUCCUCUGAUAGAGAUUUAUUUAAGAGGUCAUUUUGUACUAGUCUGUGUCUGUGCCAUAGAUAAGCUUCACAAGCAAAGGACAUGUUGUACACAGGGAGUCUUCGAGUUACGAAUGAGUUCUGUUCCUAUGCGUACCGCAAGCAACACGUCACUUCCGCUCAUUAAUAUUCAUGACAUUAGCUACUAUUGCUAAGUAGGGACAAUUUAUGUAAUUUAUGUCCCGGGGCAAAGCUUUUGUCGACAUCUGUGGUAAGCAAUUCAAAUCUGCUGAAGCACCUAACAAGUUAACUACCUGUCUGCUCUUCUCUAUUCCAAAGGUGACGCACAAUACUGCUCAGAAAAUUUCAAAUUCUUUGACACACAACAAGUUCUUUUUAAAGUAACGGAAAUAGUUACGUUCCCUGGUAACUAGUUACUUUUACUAUAGAGUAAUUCAGUUACUAACUCAGUUACAUUUUGGAAGAAGUAGUGAGUAAUGUAACUAAUUACUUUUUUAAAGUAACGUGCCCAACACUGCCUAGUAAUAAGUGAGUGUGUGUUUUUUUUAAAUAUUAUUUACAACCUAUUUGCUAAUUGGAACAUCAACAUGAAUAUAAUGUUAAAAUAAAUAAAAUAACAAAAAAUAAAUGCAUUAACUAGCCACUUUAUCUGCCCCGAUAACUAGCUUACAUUAUAGUAUUUGUUUUACCAUCGCUAGACACACUAAACACAAUGGAGUCAACUCUCAUAUCCUGUGGGAAACACCCAUGACAGGGUUUACUUACAUUAAAUUUUGUGUAACGUGACGGAUGAUGGUCACGUAAAUGUGAAAUCAUGUUGGAGGUCCUGCUGUCCUUCCUCCUCUAAACUGCGGCCAUCUGUUUCUUUUCUGUAGCCGAAGUAUUCCCAUACUAACGACUUUGUCUUUUUUGAGGGGGAAAAAGCUCAGGUGUAGUGUCACCGAAAGAGACGGUACAGAGCAACAACCGGAGGGGGAGGGGUGAGCGCUGCCGCUUCAAGCCACGGAUUUCCCGCUGCUAUUUUGGGACAUAAAAAAUACGUAAUACCGUAUUACGGUUUGACGGAAAAUGUUAGUGGUUUUGAAACCGUGAUGUUUUCAUACCACGGUAAACCUUGAAACCGAUAACUGGCACAUGCCUACUGCUGACGCACAAAAACAGACAAGUACUAAUGCAGUAGCAAAGCAGAAAAUGACGCUGGGGACAUCCAUCGUAACAACGAAACGUCGUAAGUCGAGGACAUCGUAACCCGAGGACUCCCUGUACUUGUGUUUUGUCAAUCUCAGCAGAUUCUUGCCAGCGUUCUUUAAGAUUCUUCCAACACGUCGUCUCCGUGCAUGAAACGCGACAAGUUAUAUCAACAUUUAAUAUAUCCUUCUGCUACCUGAGUAUUUAUUGCUUAUACUCCUAUGUGCAUUGUGGAAAUGCUUUUAUAUUACAACAACAGGCUUUGUUUUAUUGGACCAAGCGUAUUACUGAAAAUACUGUACUUCGGAACUGGAAACAAAGGAGAUAUCAGUCAACGAGGACGCACUGAGCAAUAGCAAUAUCCCUUCCUAUGUAUCGCUUAAUUAAAUAUCUUCUGUUUCUACGAAGCACACACAUAAACUGGAAUGUAGCUGUGAACAUGAUGUAAAUACAGACGCCAUUUGAUGACAAAACAUGCUAGUGCAUGUGACUACUAUUGUACUUUUCCCAUUUCACAGUACACGUUAACGAUGUAAAUACAAUUUCUUGAGUGUGUAAUUAGCUGACUAUACACACAUCAUGACACACAACAAUGUGAGGAACUCAAGUGCAACACCUCAGUAUUCCAUCUUUGGAGUAUUGCUAAGCUUUAUAGUAGCCAUGUCAGAUGAGAAACAACAUUAGCAAUGUAACUAAUUACAGUUCUGCCAAUGGGGUAAAAUAAUGUUCAUAAAGAGGUAAUAUAUGUUUCCAAGUAUGGAAAUCAAGCUCUGCUGCUGUUUUGGCAUGGUAAUGUAUUGUACUGUUCCGAUAAAUGUCUCUUCAUAAAAUAAAGCUGUU
Corythoichthys intestinalis (scribbled pipefish) is the source of this 8911-nucleotide messenger RNA. It is a transcript of the gene sema3ab, whose product is annotated as sema domain, immunoglobulin domain (Ig), short basic domain, secreted, (semaphorin) 3Ab. Gene Ontology annotation, biological process: semaphorin-plexin signaling pathway; positive regulation of neuron migration; motor neuron axon guidance. The transcript has 15 exons. The record is from RefSeq and is a predicted model, not a curated record. Gene Ontology annotation, cellular component: plasma membrane; axon; glutamatergic synapse. The coding region runs from base 4608 to 6440 and encodes 610 amino acids. NCBI's taxonomy places the organism in Eukaryota, Metazoa, Chordata, Actinopteri, Syngnathiformes, Syngnathidae. Gene Ontology annotation, molecular function: neuropilin binding; chemorepellent activity; semaphorin receptor binding.